This is a messenger RNA of Marchantia polymorpha subsp. ruderalis, 3280 nucleotides long. Lineage: Eukaryota; Viridiplantae; Streptophyta; Marchantiopsida; Marchantiales; Marchantiaceae. The record is from the annotation of a GenBank genome assembly.
GUUUGGCCUAAAUCCUAUUAUUCGGGCACGGAGAAUAUCAUAGUGAAGCUUUUUCUGUAUUUGUUCAUCGAGAAUUGAUGUUGAGAGUGUUACGGUGGAGGACAAAGAUAAUCCCUCCGAAGAUCCAUACAUUCUGCGCAAUGUGCUUGGGAAUUGUCUCUGCAAGAGAUACUUUGCGUUGACGACUUAGAGAGUGUUUGCCUUGCGUAGAGCAGGUGACAAUUCUUGAGUCUGCAAUAUCUGCUCGUAUCACGAGUCUCAAAGUUGAAGAAGGAAUACAGCGUUUGCACGAGUCAAAGAGCAACGUCAGCGUUGCUCAGAAGAUUAUUGUCAAUCAUGCAGGACGUGACACCUCUUCAAACCAUCUGUUUACAAUGGUGUUAAGUCUUUCAUCAAUUUAUCUUUCCUUCUAUAAGAACGCCCAUGUCAAUAUGGUUAAAUUUCGCACACGUUCGCAUGAAGUUCAAACAUCUUCUGAAUGGCUGAUUCUGCUUUCGAUCACUUGUGGAUUUUUAUCAACUUUUGAAUGCUUUACUUUUUACUAAGCCACUUAUCUAUGAACGAUGCAACAUUAAGUUGUUGUGAGGUGACUUGACUUUACAAACAAGAAACGGCAUACGCACGCUAUAUUAAAGGCAGGAAAACGCUAGGCAGCGGUACAAAGAAAAGGUCCACAAAGGCUGGAGAAAAAGCAGGGCCAAAAGAAAAUGGAAGCUAUUAUCUGUUGAUAGUUCUCACGUCUGAUCUGAUGUAGUCUACAUGCGGAUCAUGAACAGGGUGUGAAUGGAAUCAGACUACGAGUUUGAAUGCGUUUGUUUGUAAGUUCGAGCAUGGUUGUAUGUCCGGCUCUAUAGAAUUGCGACGGAAUUAGCAAUAUACUCCUGUCUGUAUAUGGUUUUAGAGUUUCAUCAGAGCUCCGGCUUUUCAAGUUCUGGCCUUUUCAGAAGCACCGAACAUCAAGGGUCGUGUUCAACGUCGUUCAACGAGAACCUUUACGCACACCAAUCGGGAUUAUCCCUAAUUUGAAUUACGUGAAGCCACGAAGCAAUAAAUGGUGAAGACCACGGAUCAAGAUAUCCAUAAUCUCUUGAGACUUGAUUCCUGAUGCAAGAAUGUUGACCGUCAAUGCUGCUACUCCGACAUCACUGGCAAUUUUUACCAAUUUAGCAAACUUCCAGCCUUUGUCCUCUCAGGGAAGAAACAAGUGCCCAGGUUUACUCGAUCGUGACCCAAUCUGCGAUAAAGGGUUCAACUUGCCGUGUGACCAAACUGCUGAAGGUGCCCUCGCAAUUAGAGAAAAAUCACACAGUGCUUGCAACUCAACAUUACAAUUCAUCUCCGCUGGGUGGAUAGCAAGGCCUUCGGGCCAGUCCAGAACAAAAUUACGGAGCAAGAGUCAAGCGCUAGAGACCCCAAAUAGUUGUCGACGCUUGCUUGACUAUCUGGAGGCAAUUUUGACAAAUCUCCUCCCUCAGUCGUCGGGAAAGAACCGUCGUGAUGUCUCGCCAAACACAGCUUCCAGGGAGAAUCUGACCAUAUCUGGGCAAGCCAAAAACUCUCGGAGCCCCUGGCAUCCGUCCAACAUCAUCUUCGCAACAGAUUAUGACGUCACCUGUACCAUCGUGGAUUCCUGCAAAGUCCUAGUGCGGGCAGCAGAAGUGGCGGCCUUGAAGAGGCCUGGUAAGGACAUUGCAGUGCCAUGGCAGCCGGGAGAUUUCCUCAGAGACUACAAAGCUGCCUUGAGCCGGCACGCCGAGCGGACGAGAGCGAUCGUGCAGACCUUAUUUUCCGAACACAAGGUAUCGGAUAAAGGUUGCGAAGCAUCGUCUUGCUCGCCGCGAUCCGGUCGUGAUUCGUUCAUCCCUCAAGGUGAACAUGAAAUGAAACUCUCAGUGAAAGCUUUGUCGAACAAAAUCACCGACGGAGUGAAGCUAAACGAGAAACUAAGCCCUUACAGAGAAGCGGAGCUUCGUAUGGCUCUGACGAAACUUGCCAUGGUGGAGAUGAUGUGCAAUCAGGACGUGAACUCGCUCGGCGUUCUGCGCGGACCUACCCGAGAAGAGAUCCGAGCGGAGGCCGCUGUGCGCGUCCGUCUGAGAGCCAAUUGCUCCAAGGUUUUGCAGCGCUUGGCUCAGAGCGGAACACCAGUUCACGUUGUUUCUGCCAACUGGUCCCGAGAUUUAAUCGUGGGAGGGCUGCCGAAGUUGCCGGAUGAUAAAUUGUUCAUUCACAGCAACGACCUCGUGUUCGACUCCGCCGGUCGAUCGCUGGGGAUUAUCGACGGUAAGGUGGUGGAUGCCUUCGACAAGGAAGAGGUUUUGAGAGCUCUCCGGGGCUCCCGAGACGCGAAGACCUUUGCUGCUAGCAGAGGAAAAUCACAGCCAGAUUCUCGCCCUCGGCUGCUGCCUGCACCGCAUGCAGCAACUAAAGAGAUGGAUGACGAGGGAAAGUCGGUUCUGGUGUAUGUAGGUGACAGCCACACGGAUCUUCUGGGAUUAUUAGAUGCAGAUCUCGGAAUCGUGAUCGGAGAAAGUUUACUGAUGAGGCGGAUCAUGGCACUCUUCGGUAUCCAACUUCGUCCUCUGGCAGAAGCGUCUACUCGUAUUUCCGUGGCUCGUGUGUCCAACUCCAUGUUAAGUUACAGGAUGUCGGGCUACCUGUUCGAAGCCCGAACUUGGACUGAUGUCGAAACCUGCCUUUUCUGAGGCCAAGCAGCGAUCGACUUAGCCUCGAUUUCUGAUUCUGAGCAUGUCGAUUCCCAGACUUACUAAUCUGGAGCUCUGCUCAUUGAUGAUACUGGAAGCUCUGUUUUCAGUCCAUAGCGUGGAACUGCCACGACAGCAGUUAAGCUGAAGGGGACCUCGAGGUGAAGUUAGUGGAACGUCUGUUCAUAAGUUCAUCACAUUCUGAUGUUAUGAAUUCGGCUAACGUCCAUUGUUGUGAGGUAAUGGACCAAUCAAAACAAGACUUAGUACUAAAUAUUCAGAGUUUCACAAGAACUAGCUACUGUAACGUUAAAGAGGGGUUUAUUCAACUUGGGAAACAUUGUCAAUGCAUAUGUUUAUCUUUAUAAUCAUACAUAGAUCGUAGAUUCCUAACGUGAAUUAUUAUCCGGUUUGAUCAUGAACCUGAAAUUUCUCAAUCACGAGACACACAUUUUACGAGUACAAACCUCAUUAAAAUAUUUCUGAAACAUCGAUCCUAAGGACACAUAAUUUAUAGGGUACAUUACCUUGAAUCCGUUUCUCUUAUCAAUAUGAUAACUCAAAUAGUUCUUCUU